Molecule: messenger RNA, 492 nt
Organism: Guyanagaster necrorhizus
Lineage: Eukaryota; Fungi; Basidiomycota; Agaricomycetes; Agaricales; Physalacriaceae
Exons: 2
Source: RefSeq, a predicted model, not a curated record
GAUCGUGAAGGAGUACCACUUGAACGAUACGGACCGGCCCUUUUCGAACCUCCAGAGCGUCCACUGAUUGACGAUACUCCUCUUCUUGACAACUUUCUAAUCAAAUACAAGUUUUUAUGCCGGAGCCGUGUGCGGCUUCUAGGGAAGGAAGACUUAUCGUCGAAUUCGCAUCAAGUCGAUUCAUCGUCACCUGAUUCGGAAGAGGCUCCCCGAGCACUACAUCCUAGUCAGAAAGGAAAAUGGAGAGUCAAGUCACUCCUCAAAGAGGACAUUACGAAGUUCGUCGAGUUUGUCAAGCGACCCAAGUCACUCAGGAAGUCAUGAUUUAGUCUACAGGAUAGGCUAAGGAUUCACCCUCAUUCCGACAUUCGUUUUUCAGAACCUUAUAUUGUAUCGCUAAUCUUUUUGUGUAACUCGUGUCAUCACUCGUUUUCGCUCCCUUAAUCAAGCUGCUGUGCUGUUACUGAGAACCAAAUGUUGAUAGUCGAUAAC